Aspergillus viridinutans is the source of this 810-nucleotide messenger RNA. RefSeq names its product protein kinase family protein. The record is from RefSeq and is a predicted model, not a curated record. The transcript has a single exon. Gene Ontology annotation, biological process: protein phosphorylation. Bases 1 to 810 code for a protein of 269 amino acids. Gene Ontology annotation, molecular function: protein kinase activity; ATP binding. NCBI's taxonomy places the organism in Eukaryota, Fungi, Ascomycota, Eurotiomycetes, Eurotiales, Aspergillaceae.
AUGCUGCACGAGGCCGAAAUUGUGGUAUACCAGCAGUACUCUCCCCCUGAAGUCCAGCGGGUGAUUGCGUCAGGAAGCAGUGCGUUCAUUGGAGAAGUCGACGCAUCCACUGUUUUGAAAUAUCCUCUCGCCCAUGGUGGAGACAUGAGCCGGCUUGAAGUGGAAAGGAAGCUUCUCGAGGUCGUGGGACACCAUCGACGGAUCAUAGGAUUGAAGAGGUUCUCGAAUAGCGGGCUUUACUUGGAGCGUGCUAUAAAUGGAAAUUUGGCUGACUAUAUCCUCGAAUCGGUCGACUCCCCGCCGUCACUCCAGCAGAGGUUAUCCUGGUGCCAGGAGGCAGCUGAGGCAGUUGCAUGGAUCCAUAGUAGGGGAGUACUUCAUUGCGACAUUCAGCCCGCAAACUUCCUUCUCGAUGAGGAGUUCCAUCUCAAACUGUCUGACUUCCAAGGGAAGCACUUAUCAGAGAAUGGCACUGUGCUCCUCGAUGGAGGCAGCGGCGAACCUUGCAGAUUCUAUUGCCCCCGAGAGGAUCCGUUUGAGGCAGACACAAAAACAGAUCUCUUUGCAUUGGGUUGCACUAUCUACUUUAUCAUGAUGGGCCACCCUGUGUUUCCCGACAUUGUUGAUGGGGAAGACGGAUGGUAUGAAAAGGUCAACGAUAGGUUUGCGAAGCAGCAGUUCCCACAGGAUGUACAUGUUUGCAGUGAAAUUACUCUCAAAUGCUGGCUCAAAGAAUAUGAAUCUGCCAGUGACUUAGUUCAAGACCUCGAGUCUGUCAGAAUGGCUUUGUCAGACACUGGAUGUACAUAA